Messenger RNA from Prunus avium (sweet cherry), 1850 nucleotides. Its product is annotated as dihydrolipoyllysine-residue succinyltransferase component of 2-oxoglutarate dehydrogenase complex 2, mitochondrial-like. Gene Ontology annotation, cellular component: oxoglutarate dehydrogenase complex; mitochondrion. Gene Ontology annotation, molecular function: dihydrolipoyllysine-residue succinyltransferase activity. Gene Ontology annotation, biological process: tricarboxylic acid cycle. The record is from RefSeq and is a predicted model, not a curated record. Lineage: Eukaryota; Viridiplantae; Streptophyta; Magnoliopsida; Rosales; Rosaceae.
GAAAAAAGAAAAAUAGAAGGAUGGAAACGCACGUUAGAUGGUCGGCGUGAAAGCCGCUAGAAGCUCAUACCAUUUUCCGUUUGGAAUUUUUACUUUCCUUCCUCUCCAUUCUUCUUCUUCUUCUUCUUCUUUUUCGUCUCUGUAUUUUUAGCAUUUGGAUCCCUACUUCGCUACCAGGUCUGGUUCUGAAGAAUUGAAGAACAAUGAUUUGGGGGACUAUUCGCCGUAAAGUAGCUUCGUCUCAGGUGUUGGGACAAGCGUGGAAGGUUAGGCAUGGAGCGUCCACACCGAGCUGUUAUCGGACUGUACCAAAAGAGGCUUUGUUUAUUGGGAAAGGAUUUGAGUGUGUUCAGAGCUCAAGCUACCACAUUCUUUUAGGCGAUCAUGUUUCAAAGACAAGCAGGGAAGCUACUUCACUAUAUCAAACAGAAUCUUUUAUCCGAUUGAGAAAUAGAUCAUUUUCCUCAGACAGUGGAGACUUGGUAGAAGCAGUUGUUCCUUUCAUGGGUGAAUCUAUUACCGAUGGCACUUUGGCAACAUUCCUAAAGAAACCCGGUGACAAAGUUGCACUUGACGAGCCUAUAGCCCAAAUUGAAACUGAUAAGGUGACAAUUGAUGUAGUUAGUCCUCAAGCUGGUGUCAUUCAAAAGUUUGUGGCUAAGGAAGGUGAGACCGUUGAGCCAGGCUUCAAGAUUGCAAUCAUUUCAAAAUCAGGUGAAGGUAUAGAACAAGUUGCCCCGUCUGAUGCUCAGCCAGAACCUCCUAAAGAGAAGGAAAGUGCAGAAAAGCAAGUUCCCAAAGCAGAACCUGCUCCUGUCAAGGAGACAACGGCACAACCCAAAGCUAGAGCACCUUCACCACCAUCACCUAAACGUGUGGCUUCAGAACCCCAGCUUCCUCCUAAGGACAGGGAAAGACGAGUUCCUAUGACAAGACUUAGGAAGCGGGUGGCAACACGCUUGAAAGAUUCUCAGAAUACAUUUGCUUUGUUAACCACAUUUAACGAGGUUGACAUGACUAAUUUGAUGAAGCUCCGUUCAGACUAUAAGGACGCCUUUGUUGAAAAGCAUGGUGUGAAAUUGGGAUUUAUGUCCGGCUUUGUGAAAGCUGCUGUCAGUGCACUUGAGCACUUGCCCAUUGUCAAUGCUGUCAUUGAUGGGGAUGAUAUCAUAUACAGAGAUUACAUUGAUAUCAGCAUUGCUGUUGGGACACCAAAGGGCCUUGUUGUUCCAGUCGUCCGCAAUGCUGGUGGUAUGAACUUUGCUGAGAUAGAGAAGGAGAUCAAUACUCUGGCUAAGAAGGCAGCUGAUGGUUCCAUAUCAAUUGAUGAAAUGGCUGGAGGCACAUUCACAAUAUCAAAUGGUGGUGUAUAUGGAAGCCUUUUGAGCACACCAAUCAUCAACCCUCCGCAGUCAGCAAUUUUGGGUAUGCACUCAAUAGUGAACCGUCCCAUGGUUGUCGGGGGUAAUGUCGUACCAAGGCCAAUGAUGUACAUUGCAUUGACAUACGAUCACCGUCUCAUUGAUGGAAGAGAAGCUGUUCUUUUCUUGCGCCGUAUAAAAGAUGUCGUGGAAGACCCUCGCAGACUCCUCCUUGAUGUGUAAAGGAGCGACCGGUGAAUCCUGUUUUUGAACUAAAUGUAGAACGCAAUAUAUCCACCGUGUCUGCUCAUUCUGAAGCCGAUAUGGUUUUGGCAAAGUGUGUUUGUCCAUGUUUUUGUUAUAUUGGAGAGUUGGAAAUACUCUACAGGACAGGGUGAUCGAUGAUCCAAAAAUAUAAUUUCUCUUGCGCCACAGUUAGUUACUUUGGCUUCGUUGACUGGGAUUUUAAUAAAAAGUUCAUUAUAUUAA